GCCGCCGCCCCCGCCCCCCUUCCCUCUCCCCUUCCCUUCCCCCCCUCCGUCCCUCCCCCCGAGAAUGUUCCGCUACGAGUCCUUGGAAGACUGCCCUCUGGAUGAAGACGAAGAUGCCUUUCAAGGUCUGGGUGAGGAGGAUGAAGAUAUUGAUCAGUUCAACGAUGAUACAUUUGGGGCGGGGGCAGUCGACGAUGACUGGCAGGAGGCCCACGAGAGACUGGCCGAGUUGGAAGAGAAGCCGCCAGAGGCAGCGCGAGAAGAAACAGGGAACGGCAACAACGAUGAGAUGGACCUGCUGGGGGACCACGAAGAGAACCUGGCAGAGAGGCUCAGCAAGCUGGUGAUUGAGAACGAGCUGGAGGACCCAGCAAUAAUGCAGGCCGUGCAGACACGGCCCCCAGUGCCGCAGCCAGGAGGUCUCAAUUCCAGCAUCUGGGAUGGAUCUGCAGUCCUGAGACGCAUCCGAGGGCCACUGCUUACUCAGGAGAUGCCUGCCGUGUCCGUGUUAGAAUACGCCUUGCCCCCGAGGCCCCCGCAGGGCCCAGAAGAGGAGAGGGACCUUUCUGAGCGAGCGCUGCCGAGGCGCUCCACCUCCCCCGUCAUCGGGAGCCCCCCCGUCAGAGCCGUCCCCAUCGGCACCCCGCCCAAGCAAGGGACGGCGCCCGGCUUCAACCAACAGAUUCUCUGUCCGAAGCCCGUUCAUGUCCGAGCCCCAAUGCAGCAGAGAUAUCCUGCUCCCUAUGGCGAGAGGAUGUCCCCAAACCAGCUCUGCAGCGUCCCGAGUUCUUCCCUCCUGGGCCACCCAUUCCCUUCCACCGUGGCACCCGUUCUCAGCCACCUUCAGAGAGCCCAACUUCUAGGUGGAGCACAGGCUGGACGGAUGUCUCCCAGCCAGUUUGCUCGGGUCUCUGGACUUGUCGGGAGCCCCCUCGCCUCCAUGAACCCCAAGUUGUUGCAAGGGCGGGUCGGGCAGAUGAUGCCACCCACCGCAGGAUUCCGUGCCUUCUUUGGGGCACCCCCUCCUCCCACACCCCCACCACCGCUUCCGCCUCCUUCCCAGCAGCACCCCGCGUGUCCAGGGGCUCACCUACAGAACCUAAGAUCUCAUCACCAGAUGUUCAGGCCAGACACAACUCACCUCCAUCCCCAGCAUCGACGACUCUUGCACCAGAGACAACAGCAGAACCGGAAUCAGCACCGGAGUGUAAACGGAGCCGCUGGGGAUCGAAGUCACCGCAGCAGCCAUCAAGAACAGCUGCGCAAAGACCCCUAUGCCAAUCUCAUGUUGCAGAGGGAAAAGGACUGGGUGUCCAAGAUCCAGAUGAUGCAACUGCAAAGCACUGAUCCUUAUCUAGAUGACUUCUAUUACCAGAACUAUUUCGAGAAACUGGAGAAGCUCUCGGCAAUGGAGGAGAUGCACGGUGAUGGCCCCAAGAAAGAACGCACCAAACUCAUCACCCCCCAGGUGGCCAAAUUGGACCACGCGUACAAGCCAGUGCAGUUCGAAGGCUCUUUAGGAAAGCUCACCGUCUCCAGCGUGAACAACCCCCGGAAAAUGAUCGACGCCGUGGUGACGUCCCGUAGCGAGGAUGACGAGACUAAAGAAAAACAGGUCCGGGACAAGAGACGUCAGACGCUCUUCACAAUUGAGAAAACAUACAGCCUGCUUCUUGACGUGGAGGAUUAUGAGAGGCGUUACCUCCUGAGCCUCAAAGAAGACCGACCGGCUCUAGUGGGCGAAAGGAAGCAGAAGAUCUGCGACAUGUAUGACAAUUUGAGGGGGAAAUUGCCUGGUCAAGAAAGACCCAGCGAUGACCAUUUUGUGCAGAUAAUGUGUAUCCGGAAAGGGAAGCGGAUGGUGGCCCGUCUCCUCCCUUUCCUGUCCCCAGAGCAGGCGGCUGACAUCCUCAUGGCAACAGCUAGGAACCUGCCUUUUCUGAUCAAGAAGGAUGCCCAAGAUGAGGUGCUGCCUUGUUUAUUGAGACCCUUCUCCUUCUUCCUCUAUCAUCUUCCAUCGGCGACUGUCACCAGCCUUCUGCAACAGUUAAUGAACCUACCUCAAAGUGCAUCUGCACCAGCCCCUGCCAACCCGCACCUCACCGCUGUGCUCCAGAACAAGUUCGGCCUGUCGCUGCUCUAUCUGAUCCUGAGCCGGGGGGAGGAGCUGCAGAGUUCUGAUGCUGCUACGGAGCUGAUGCAGGACAACCAGUGGACAGAGUUGAUGUUCGUGGCCACUCGAGAACUCCUGCGGGUCCCCCAAGCCACGCUGGCCAAGCCGGUCUCCACGCCCGCGAACCUCGCGUCCCUGUUCUCCCGCUACGUCGACCGACAGAAACUGAACCUGCUGGAGACAAAGCUGCAGUUGGUUCAAGGGAUGCGGUGAAGGAUCUCCACGUCCCCGGUGCCUCCUGCCAUCCGCACUGCUGCCAUCACCAAUGGAGUGUUUUCGACGUGGGAGGGGAGACGGCUCCUUCCCCCAAAGCAGAACCCGGAGGGAUCGUUUCCCCCGUAGAUAUCCGGUGUUUGGAGAACGGCCCUCCUCCUCUUCCGCCUCCCCCCCCCCACCCCUCCCCGCCCCACCGCUCUGUGAACUUGGCUGGGUGUGACUUCCAUCGCUUUCUCCCCUUCGCUCUUAAGUUCCAAUUCUGCAUGCCCCUCCCCUCCCCCCGCACCGGCCCUCCCCUGCCCAUUCUCGAUUUUCUUUUCCGCAAAGUCCCCCGUAGAAUCCCCCGACCUCUCCCGUGGGACUGGCGUGAAAGGCCUCCCGCCCCAGGAGGACGUCCCCUCCCCCUUGUCCUGCUGGAGAAUCUUCCGCCCCCCUCGUCUCCUGUCACGGUUUCCCCCGGGAGAGAUGGUUUCCGGGGACGAGAGGGAGUUAGGCGGAAAGACCCACCGUCCACCCGGUGUGGGAGCCCUCCGGAGAGUGAGGCUGCCGACUUGGGGGGUCGGAGAGGGCGGUCGGGGCCGGGGAGAGGGCCGGGGGGAUAGUCCUUGGCCUCUCGCCCUGUCCUCCGUCUAGAAGGCUGUCUGCCGAGAGGUGGAGGAUUCUCUUUGUGCCUCUCUCUGGAGACUUACUAGGUGAGUUUUCUUUCGCCCUGACUCAAAGCAUCCCGCUCUCUCUGGAGAGUUAGCCCCCGUCUCACGUGAGGGGCCUGCCCGACCCCGCCCACCGUCCCGACUUGCCCCGGCCCCUUCCGAUCUUUCCGUCAUCCCCCCCCCGGCCCGGGGAGGCGGCCCGCGGCCGCUCCUUCUCUCUUCCCCUCCCCGGUUGCGGCGGGCGCAGGUCCGUGCCCACCUCCCUCGCCUCCUCGGCCACCCGCCCCGGACGGCCCGCUCGGCCGGGCGGCGGGUCUCUCGCGUGCUCCUCUCGGCACGCUCGCUCUGUCUUCCUGGGAACGCUCAGAGGGCCCCACCCCUCCCUCGCCCCUCGAGUUGCCCUCGCACUGCCCCCUCCCCUCACCCCGUCCCUCCGCGGGAUUCUGACCUUGAUGGAUAGAAGCCCUUUCCAACCGUAAUCAUGAAAUGGAGGCUGGAAAGUCCCCUCUCCUCUCUCUCGGCAGCGAGUGGGCUGCUCUCCUCGCCCCCACCCCCGCCGUCCUCUCUCGCCCGGUCCCAUCCCCCUAGGUAGCCGUGGGGCCUGGGUUUGACCCCCAGCAGGAAGAGCCCCCUCCUCUUUCCUUCUCCCUCACCAAGAUGAUCAGGGGGACUGGGUUUGACACCCAGCAGGUACAACCCUCUGGGACCCUUGAAUCCGAAUGAAUUUUCCAUAGUCAUCGCCUGCCCGACCCUUCCGUCGUACCUCUUGGAAUGUGGCAGGGAGGAGGGGUCGUUUUAUUUAAGAAAAUGAACAUUUUGCACAUUGUAUGUAUUGUAUAACCAGUGAAAUUCUCCGUUAUAACCACCUCCCUCCCACAACCUCCCUCCCUAUCUCUCUCUCUCUCUCUCUCUCUGUCUCUCUCCCCUCUCCAGCCCCAGCCUCUUCACAGUCGCCCCUCCUCCCAAUAAUGCUUAUCCAGCCACUCCCCACCAUCACCUACAGAAUAUUUCUAUCGCCUCUCCCGCCCUCCCUCACAGCCAAUCAAGUGGACAGUGCUCUCAUUUCUUCCUUCCGUGCUUUUACUUUGUUUUGGUUCCGAUUAAUAAAAAUUAAAAUUUCUAAAUUUACAUUUUUAUAGGGUAUUGUAAAUAAAAACAAAUUGUAUACUUGA
Messenger RNA from Ornithorhynchus anatinus (platypus), 4211 nucleotides. It is a transcript of the gene PATL1, whose product is annotated as PAT1 homolog 1, processing body mRNA decay factor. Gene Ontology annotation, biological process: P-body assembly; deadenylation-dependent decapping of nuclear-transcribed mRNA. The coding region runs from base 65 to 2386 and encodes 773 amino acids. The record is from RefSeq and is a predicted model, not a curated record. NCBI's taxonomy places the organism in Eukaryota, Metazoa, Chordata, Mammalia, Monotremata, Ornithorhynchidae. Gene Ontology annotation, cellular component: P-body. Gene Ontology annotation, molecular function: RNA binding. The transcript is spliced from 19 exons.